This is a messenger RNA of Pestalotiopsis fici W106-1, 4185 nucleotides long. RefSeq lists its product as uncharacterized. Gene Ontology annotation, cellular component: membrane. Gene Ontology annotation, biological process: transmembrane transport. The coding region runs from base 1 to 4185 and encodes 1394 amino acids. Gene Ontology annotation, molecular function: ABC-type transporter activity; ATP hydrolysis activity; ATP binding. The record is from RefSeq and is a predicted model, not a curated record. NCBI's taxonomy places the organism in Eukaryota, Fungi, Ascomycota, Sordariomycetes, Amphisphaeriales, Sporocadaceae. The transcript is spliced from 7 exons.
AUGGCUUGGGCAAGUGUCUCACUGACGCUCAGUAUUAUUCCCUCCUUCCUUAUUGCUGCCACGUCUGUAUGGCUCUUGGUCGACAAUAUGUGGCGGUGGGAUUCGACGCAACGUCUGGACGACAUGCGCAAGCUCACGAUUGUUUUCGCUGGGACUGUUCCCGGACUGUGCCUUGUUUCAACUGGUGGCAUACUUACGUUGCGAGUGCUAUAUAGCUUCUCUACCGGCCUGCUCUGGGUGGUCUUUUAUCCCGAUUUGGUAUCCGGACCUCUCUUUGUGAAUGGAUUGGUACCAGUCCUUUUCUUCAGCGAUGGAUUGAUUGGCCUCUCCAUGGCUGGAUAUCCGGUGGCAGAGGACGAGAUCAAUGGAAAGACCCAUCCGCUAAGCCGGCCUUCUUCACUUCUUUCAUACCUAACCCUGGCCUGGUUGAACAAUGUACUGAAAAAGGCCAGCCGCGAUGUUCUCCAAACUCCGCACGUUUGGCAGGUUGACGACUUCUUAAGUGUAUCGCAGUCUCUAGCAGAAAUCCCGAACUUAUUGAAAGCUUCGAGAGUGUGGCCCAAACCCCUUCCCCAGAAUCUCUUCGUGCUUAUCUGCUGCAGAUUUCCCUUUGAGAUUUGGGUGAGUGGCGGUCUUGCUGCUGUGUAUAUAAUUCUCUCAAUUAUUCAGCCUUUUCUUGUACGAUGGGUGCUUGAGGAGCGCAGCCUUAUCAGCAUCAUGACCACAUUUGUGGCAGGCAUAUUGCAGACUACAUGCUACUCGCAUUCUCUGCUUUUGACCCGCAUCCUGGGUAUGAGGAUUCGCUCAGCUCUCACGACGCUGAUUUGCGACCAAAUCAUCAGCCGAUCAAUGAGCCAAAGUUCGAGCGCCGGCGAUCAUGAAAAGUCGGAGGCAUCUGUUCUGAUCGAGGUUGAUGCCAUGGCCGUCUAUAACUUGACCGAACAUAUUCAUGGAACCUGGGUUAUGCCACUCCAGUUCCUUGGUGGCUUAGGCGGAUUAACGCUCCUGCUGGGUUGGAAGAGCAUAAUGGCAGGUCUCGGUGUAUCGAUUCUGUUUGUUCCGAUGACCAUUGCCAGCAUGAGUUUAGUGUCGAAGCGAAUGCGUCAAAUUAUGCUGGCAAAGGAUUCUCGAGUAUCCCUUGUGAAAGAAGUUCUUUCCUACGCCAGACACGUAAAAUUGUAUGGCUGGGAGCGACUUUUUGAGGAUAACAUCAGAAAUGCCCGGGCUCUGGAGAUGGGGGCAUUAGCCAAGAUGUCACUCGCCAACGCCGUCAUUGUUUUCCUUACCACAUUACUGCCGGUAGCAUUCAUCAGCACAGCAUUUAUAUCUCGUAUAGUCAUCGGUCUGGGUCUUACAAGCACCGUGGUGUUUCCAGCCUUGGUCCUCUUCGGCUUCGUGAGCCAGGCUAUGUCAAUGCUGCCGCGGAUGGUCAUCUUCUAUCAAGCUGGUGUCAUCUCGUAUGACCGAGUUAGUGUUUUCCUCAGUACCACUGAACUAGACAACGAUUCAGAACAACAUUCAUUAUCCGACUUGUCAGUCGCUUGGUCUGCUAGUAUUAAUGCUGUGGAUCUCGACAUACCAAUUCGUGAGGGUGGCUACACGAAGACGCUUCUUCGAAACUCAACAAUGAUCGCAGAGACAGGAAAGCUCACGGUCAUCACGGGCCCUGUUGGAUCUGGGAAAACGAGCAUACUGCGUGUCAUAUUAGGUGAAAUUCAAACACGCGCUGGCUCCGUUCUGGUGAACGGUCAGAUCGCCUAUGCCUCUCAGCGCCCUGUGUUGAUAAGCCGAACGAUUCGCGAGAACAUCACCUUCGGUCGUGUUUAUGACCCUGUCUGGUACAGGAAAGUGGUCGACGCGGCCUGUCUCACCCCGGACUUCUCACGGCUCCCAAAGGGCGACGCAACCAUGCUGGGUGGUACUGUAUCUAUCCUCUCGGGAGGCCAACAGAGCCGCGUAGCCAUCGCAAGGGCCGUGUAUUCGCAACGACCCUUGGUUGUUCUGGACGAUCCUUUGGCAGCCCUUGACGCCAAAGUACAGCGCAGUAUCGUCAACAAUAUUUUAGGACCUCGAGGUAUCCUAAGAGGUUCAACUCGUGUUGUUUCGACCUUCAGUAUGUCUUUGAUUGCAAUAGCUGACGUUGUGUAUACUAUUGAAGCAGAGACUAUAAAACUGUGCUCGCCCACAGCGGGACAGGGCAGUCUCGGCACUCUUUCGGCUGAAGAGGAGGUGCCUAAUAGCCAUCGGGCUGAGUCGCCAACUGAGCCACUUCGGGUUGGAAGAAUCCUGACUGAAACUGUUCCGAUCUCAACCGAGGUCCUGGUCGGGCGGCUUCCCGUGAGGGUUUAUGCUCAAACGAAUGCUACGGAAAUAACGCCAUUACUUCCCCGAGACGUGGCUUCUGUGGCACAGCCCGACGAGAUCGAUGACAAAGGCAUAUCAUUUCAUACCUACUGGACCUUUCUACGGACAGGAAAGGUCUGGGGAUGGCCUCUGACGCUCAUAUUGGCAGUGGUCAUUACCCUGCUCAAUGUUCGUUCUGUUUAUUGUCUUCAGCAAGUAGCACAAGAUUUUGAAAUGGUCGACGCAGCCAGUGGGUUAUUGACAUACACCCUUACCGGCAUUUCGAUGUCUUUAGUCACUGCGACUCUCAUCAUGGUUGUCUUCUUGGCUUGCUUGAUGCCAGCAUCGCAGUCCCUGCACGACCAGCUCACAAAAGGAGUGCUGCGCAGUAAGCUCACUUUCUUCGACGAUUCGCCUCUCGGCCAGAUUGUCAACCGUUUCACGAACGACGUCAACAACAUUGACGGACCUGUGGGCGGCGGCUUCAUCAGGAUAGUCAUGCUGAGCGUCACUGUGGCGGCAAGCCUUGUUGUGGUUCUGACCACUUCAUCUAUAAGUCUCCUUUAUAUGGGUCCCUUGGCCCUUAUGUUUCAUUUCAUCCAGUCAGUGUACAGGAGAGCUGCUCGCCAGUUACGCAGGCUAGACAAUGAUGCGCGGAGUUCGGUCCUCGCUAUGGCUGUCGAACUAGGUUCUGCUGCUAGCAUCAUUCGAGCGCACGGCCAGACUGAACAUUUCAAGCGACUCAUUCGUUCAAAGGUGAACCAACAGAUCAGUAUUUGGGUACCAUUCCUCUGCCUGGACAUAUGGCUCACCUUACGCGUUCAGUGCUUGUCAGGUGUGGCACAAGCUAUGACUGCGAUUUUACUUCUUAAAUUGCAUGUCUCCUCCAGCACUCUUGGUUUAGUCCUAACCUUUUGCGUGGAGAUAACACAAGCGCUUGGUGCAGUUGUACAGACCUUAGCCAACCUGGAAGCAGAUCUGUGCUCGCUCGACCGGAUCUUGUCAUAUGUUGACAAUCCUCGCGAGGAAGAGUCUGACUCUUGCGACACGCCGUCCCAAUUUCCUAGUGCCUGGCCCAAAAGGCCUUCUAUCACCUUUGACCGGUUCAGUGCUGCUUAUCGCCCAGGAGGUGAUCUCUGCCUGCGUAAUUUGAACUGCCACAUCGCACCAGGUGAACGAGUUGGGGUGAUAGGGCGGACCGGGGCAGGAAAAUCCUCCUUGAUGCUGGCGCUCUUGAUGGCACUAGACAGAGAUGCAGUCCUACCAGGUGGUCGAAUCCUCAUUGAUGGCAAGGACCUCUACCGAGACGUAUCGGCAACGGAAUUGCGGGCAAAGAUUGCGCUUAUUCCUCAAGAGCCCGUCGUCUUUUCUGGAAGCCUGAAGAUGAAUCUGGACCCCUUGCAGAGAAAAUCUGAUGAAAGCCUUCUAGACAUUGUCUCGAAGUGCAGGCUGGUUGAGAUUCUUGGGAUUGACGACUGCGACAGCCCACUUGAUUAUCACUUCGCCGACGGGAGUCGACGCUUGUCUGUUGGACAAACACAGAUCCUUGCGAUGGCGAGAGCCAUGGUUGGCAAGAGGAAUAUUGUUAUAAUAGACGAAGCCACAGCUUCCGUCGACGCGCAAACUGCCGCCUUGGCUCACGAGGUGAUGAACUCAGCCUUCCGGGGCAGUACCGUCAUUGCUAUUGCUCAUAAGAUAGAGACUGUUAUCAAUUACGAUAAAAUUCUAGUUCUUGAGGGCGGAGCAAUUGUCGAGUUCGACAAACCCUCGACCUUAUUAAGGGACCCCGAGUCAAUUUUCUCUGCUCUAGUGAGGCAAUCUCGGGCAAGCUCAUCCGAUUGA